Cyprinodon tularosa is the source of this 3125-nucleotide messenger RNA. RefSeq lists its product as uncharacterized. Gene Ontology annotation, molecular function: GTP binding. Bases 110 to 1720 code for a protein of 536 amino acids. The record is from RefSeq and is a predicted model, not a curated record. The transcript is spliced from 2 exons. NCBI's taxonomy places the organism in Eukaryota, Metazoa, Chordata, Actinopteri, Cyprinodontiformes, Cyprinodontidae.
AGGAAGAGCUCCACCUCUCAACCCUUAGAGCUAUAAAUCAUCCUGACUGCAGACAUAGAACUCUGUAUUGCUGCACAAUCAAGAACCAAGAAAUCAACACAGGUUCAGAAUGUCUAAGAAUUUUAUUUAUGAGAACGCAACCAUAGAUGAGGGACCCCCUGCCCGUAUUCGUCUGACAACUACCAAGAGGAAUCUAGAUGGAGAUCAGGCUGUGUCCAGAAUCAAAAGAUGCAGCCUUGGUGAGGAAGAUCCAAGCAAGCCAAAUAAAACAAUCCUGCUGGUUGGAGAGACAGGAGCAGGAAAAUCUGCCUUUAUUAACACAUUUUUGAACUAUGCAAUGGGUGUAAAAAAAGAAGAUAAAGUGUGGUAUGAGAUUGUUCAUGAAAAUGUGGAAACCUCAAAAUCAGAAUGUGUUACGUUUCAGGUUACAGUUUAUGACAUUUUUGGUUUUGAAGGUCAAACUCUGCCGUUCUCUCUGACCAUCAUUGAUACUCCUGGAUAUGGAGACACCAGAGGGAUUGAAAAUGAUGCAUUAGUUGCUCGAAAACUUUUGGAUUUGUUUCGUUCAGAAGAUGGUGUCAGUUCAGUUGAUGCAGUUGGUCUGGUGUUGAAAGCAAGUGAUAAUCAACCGAGUGACAGAUUGAUAUACAUUUUCAAUUCAGUGCUGGCGUUGUUUGGAAAAGAUCUGGAAUCAAAUAUUGUAGCUCUCAUCACACACUCAGAUGGAAUGCCACCUAAAGUUGCCCUCAAAGCUCUAGAGGAUGCAAACAUUAAGAUGGCCAAAAAUGAGAAGGGCCAGCCAGUUCACUUUGUGUUCAACAAUUGCCUGAGCACUACAAUAACAGAAGAUACAGAGUUUGGACUGGACCAGGCAUGGGCUGUUACAAUCGGAGGAAUGACUAAACUUACAGCCUUCCUGGAAAAUAGUCAAUCUAAAAACCUAGACAACACUAUAUCAGUCCUUAAUGAACAGAUUGGGUUGACAGCCUGUGUUAACAAUCUGGCAGACAGAAUUGAUCUUAACAAAAAGAAGCAAGAAGAGAUAAAACAAACUCUAGAAGGUCUGGAGAAAUACCAGAACGAAUUGAGUAGUGGAGAGAAAUUCACUUUAGAAGUUGAUGAGCCAUACAAGGAAAAAAGAGACAUUUAUGGAGGGAUGAGGUUUUUUAUGUUUGGGGGAGCUGUGACUUGUAAUGUCUGUGAGGAGAACUGUCAUUAUCCUGGAUGCACUGUUGCCUGGUAUCCAAGCCACUGUAAGGUCAUGAAAAAUGGUCGCUGCACUGUUUGCACCAAUAAGUGUCCUGCAAACAAACAUGUGAAAGAGCAAAAGAAAUAUGUGAUCAAGACAAGAAAGGUUUCAAAAACCAUUGAGGAAUUAAAGCAGAUGCACGAAAAAAAUUUAGCCAUGGGUGAAAGCCUUCUGUCUAAACUCCAGGAUGAGACAGAAAAACUUGAAACAGAAAUAAAUUCCCUGUUAGACAAGGCUUACAACCAUCUUCUCAGCCUGGAGAAGAACGCUUUGAGUUUUGGCUCCUUGUUUGCUUUUGUAGACAUUAAUGUUAUUAUUGAGGAGCUAAAGGAAAGGAAAGACACAGAGAAAGUUCAAAAACUGGAAGAGAUCAGUGGACAGUUUGACAAGAGAACCUGGGGAGGUCUGCGUUACGCAUGGGGCAACAUCAAGAGUAAACUAGCAAAAGGGAUAGAAGCAAUAGCAAUAUGAUAUUUAUUGAGCAAAUCAGAAAUGGGAAAUGCAUGAAAUAAAGCGAGAGCUCUUUUACUGCUACAGGCCACUGUUCCCUCUCCCUAAGUCUUCAAUUGCUUUUAAUGAGAUGUAAAAAUAUUUUUCAGGUAAAUGCUGACUCCUCCAGUUCAUAGGUCAGUAUUGGUAGCCCUUCCUAUGAGUCAGUGCUAAAUAAAACAGUAAAUAAAGAAGAAAAUAUUUAAAAGAUGGAUGGAAGACAACUAAUUAACAAUAAACAUAAAUUAAUCAAAAUCAGUGAUAGGUGGUAUUUUACAACAAACUUUAACUGACCAAGAUAGAUCAUGUUCAAAUUCAAAAUGUAGAUGAGAAUAAAUUCUUAGGAGUGAUAAUGAAAAAAAAUCAACUAUUAUGGAAAGUCUGCAUCAGAAACAUAAAAAAAAUAAAAAAUAAUCAAUUAUUAAUAAAGUAAAGCAUAUCCUUGAUUAUAAUGUACUUCAUACGUUAUACUUCUGUUUACUACUGAAUUAUCUAAAUCAUUGUGUGCGGUCGCAACUAUUAAUGUUGCAUCAAUUAUUUACGGUACAAUGCUGGUUUAUUUCAGCAUAGUGAUACUUUAUUUAUUCAAUCCAAAUAAUUAAAAAAUAUACAAUCUUGUAAUAUAUUACACAGUAUAAAUCAUUUUUAAAAUGUUCAACAAGCCAUUACCAUAAAAUAGACAAAACAUUUUAAAAUCAAAAGAGUGUGCUCAUAAGCUAACAGGAAUUGUGAAUUUCCCAUUACCAAAUGUCAGACCAACUGCAAAACUUCUUGCAUGUCUUUAUGUGGAGUUAAACUAUAGAAUGCUCUAAAUCCACACCACAAGCAAGGCCAGAAUAUUCAUAUUUAUUAAGUCAUGGUAUAAAUAAAUAGUUUGGGAUCAAUAUAAGAUGAUUGGAGCAUAAUAGAAAUCACAUUGUUUUUUGAUUGUUGUUAUUUGCUAUUUUUAUAUUCUUUAUUCUUAUCUGUAUGAUUGUCUCCUUCCAUUGUUGUUAUCUGCUUUAAUUUUUCUGUUAUUGUUCCAUGUUUACCAUUAUUGUAUUCUUAUUUUAUAACAUUGAUUACCAAUGCUUGUAUAAUAUUUACAGGAAAUCACUUACAUUUGAGAUUCAAAGAAAAUAUUAAAUAUUUGUUUCUUUAUUAUUUUGUAAUUCCUUUUUAUUACCAUUAAUGUAAAGCAGUUAUGUUCAGAAUCAUCCUCAGUAGGAAAAAAAGGGAUGAGAUAAUGUAAGUUUUCCUUCUUCUGACUCCUUUUCAAGCAUUUUUGUUUGUGUAAUUUUGCUCUUUUAAAUUUUUUUUGUCUGAUUUAUUAACCCAAAUCCAAUGUUGAAUGUUUUCAUGUUUUCUUCUCAUGCAUCUUGAAAAUCCAACCAAACAAAAAUAUUAU